Molecule: messenger RNA, 980 nt
Organism: Drosophila ficusphila
Lineage: Eukaryota; Metazoa; Arthropoda; Insecta; Diptera; Drosophilidae
Exons: 13
Coding region: 48-866 (272 amino acids)
Source: RefSeq, a predicted model, not a curated record
UGCGCUAAGUUCAAAAUUCUAAAGUGUUUUAGUCAACAAGUUGGAAAAUGAAUUUGUUGUGGAGUAUCUUAGUCCUGAACAUUGUUUUCAGAGCAAUAGGAGUUGUGAGCGCAGAAGUCACGACAAAUUCACCAACAGAGAGCGUAUCAGUCUCGCAAUCACCAGCAGAGAGCGUAUCAGUCUCGCAAUCACCAGCAGAGAGCGUAUCAGUCUCGCAAUCACCAACAGAGAGCGUAUCAGUCUCGCAAUCAACAGCAGAGAGCGUAUUAGUCUCGCAAUCAACAGCAGAGAGCGCAGAAGUCACGACAAAGUCACCAACAACAGAGAGCGCAGAAGUCACGACAAAGUCACCAACAACAGAGAGCGCAGAAGUCACGACAAAGUCACCAACAACAGAGACCGCACAAGUCACGACAAAGUCACCAAAAAAAGAGGAAAAAAAGGAUGAGAUGGAUAAACUUAAUGACAAGAUAAACGCCGAACUUGAAAAAAUUGUUUCCAAACAUGGUUCUGAUUGCAGUGGAAACUCUGAAUUUUCAGCUUACCUGGUUAAAAUUCGCGAAGCGAUUAAAAAGGAUAAAACCCACAUAGAAGAAAAGUUUGACUUGAAGUCAGACUUUGAAGCCUACGAUCGACUGCGUAUAACGCUGGAACAACAAAUCGAUUUUCGUAUUGUAGCCAUUAAGAGUAUGCUUCCCUUUUUCGAUCCCAGCAGCUCAUGCUAUCAGUUUUACCUAAAGCAAAAGGAAACACUUACAAAUUCAAAAAAACUAACUAAUGAGCAAAAGCAACAACAUUUAGUUGAAAACUCGAACGAUUGCCCCAAUACAGACGAUAAUGAUUCGGAUUAUGAUUAUAUUUACUAACGCAACACAAAAUUUCAGAUUGAAAUUUUUAAACAUAAAUGUAAAAAUGUAUUGUACAACAAAAAAAUGUUGCCUUGUUGCUUAAGUUACUUUUUUUGUUGUACAAUACAUUUU